This is a messenger RNA of Closterium sp. NIES-65, 1950 nucleotides long. NCBI's taxonomy places the organism in Eukaryota, Viridiplantae, Streptophyta, Zygnematophyceae, Desmidiales, Closteriaceae. The record is from the annotation of a GenBank genome assembly.
AUGCUGACGGUGGAUCCACGUAAGCGUCCCAAAGCGCGCAACGUGCUGGAGCACCCUUGGUUGAAGUCCCAAUGCUGCGGGGCGCCGACGUGCGCGCUUAACAGCCGCGCCUCGUCUCUCAACGGCAGCGCCGCGGGCUCCGCCGGCGGCAGCGGCGGCAGCGGCUCCGCCGGCAACGGCGGCGGCGUUGCGGGCUGCGCAACGGCCGCGGCCGGUCCGGGGAGCGGGGCGGACGCCGCCGCCGCCGCUCUAGAGGAAGCAUGGCCCGCGCAAGGCCAUCCGAUUCCCGCGCAGAAUCUCCCUCUGCAGCAGCCGCAGCAGCAGCAGCGGAAGGCAAAGCUCGUCCCCCUGAGUGUCGUCCUGCCAGAGCUACUGGAUUGCCCCUCUGCGGAACAUCUUCCGCGCACGCCCAUAUCCCCCGCGCUCACUCCCGCUGGCACCCCCACCUCUACCAGUUUCAACCUCCCCGGAACUCUCUCCCCCCCGCCUGAGCCUCUCCCCAUGCCCUCCCGCCCUCAGUCCCCCGCUGGGCCUUUCUCCCGCUCCGCGCACGCGCGCCCUGCGGCGGCGGCGGUCGCGGCCGCCGCCUUGGCUGCUGCCGCGGCGGAAGGCUGUCGGCGCGCGCUGUUCUCGUCCGCGCAUGGCGGAACGACCCCGUCGAGGGGGGAGCGACUGCACGGGGGAAGUGCCCACGGGGGACAGAAGAAGCAGGGCGCGCAGGGGCUACAGGCGGAAGUAGUUGCGCCAAGGCGCGGGCACGGGCAAGGAUGCGGGGAGGGGAAUGGAUCUUACCGCCGGCAUGGCAGUGGGCACGGUAACAGGCAGGGGAACGGGCAGGGAAACGGGCAGGGCAAUGGGCAUGUGCACGGGCACGGGCAUUUGUCAGUGCUGAGUCACAACGUGGGUGCGGCCCUAGCUCCGUUCUCUCUCAUUGCUCGGCGCGCAACAGGCUCUCACAGGAGGCAUGGUGCCUCUAGUAACCAUGCUCCUUGUGGUAACCACCAUGCCGGCUCCUCCGCCGCCCAUGCUUCUACUCACCUGCAUUCCUCCAGCGGUUCACUUUCUGCUUCUGCUGCUGCUGGUGUCUCCACUGCUGCUGCUUCUGGCGCUGCGGCUGGCGCGGCUGCUGCUUCUGCUACUGGAGGCGCUGCUACUCCUGCUGGCCCGUGUGCCUUACCGUCGGCUUUCCAAGCACCUGGCGCCAAUGGGCAGAACAACGGGCAGAACAAGGAAAACAACGGCGGAAACGGGGCUGCUGCAGUGGACACGUCAGCACCAGCACCAGCACCAACACCAGCACCAGUACCAGGGACUCGUGGCGACAAAAACGGGGGAGGAGACCGAGGAGGAGGAGGAGGAGGAGGAGGAGGAGGAGGAGGAGGAGGAGGAGGAGGAGGAGGAGGAGGAGGAGGAGGAGGAGGAGGAGGAGGAGGAGGAGGAGGAGGAGGAGGAGGAGGAGGAGGGCGAGGUGGAGGAGGAGGUUGGGAGGGGGGACGGAAUAGCGUCUUUGCAGUGGCGUUCUCUCGGGGUGGGAGCAGCGGGAAGGGCUGUGGUGGCGGCAGCAGCAAGGCUUUUGGGGGCGGUAGGGUGCGCCAUCCGUCAAGCCCGAGAGCUAGUUUCAACGGUGCAGUAUUCUCCUCUGCUGCUGCUGCUGCUUCUGCUGGUGCUGCUGCUUCCGCUGGUGUUGGUGGUGCUGCUUCUGGUGGUGCUGCUGCUGCUGGUGCGGCUGCUGGUGGUGCUGCUGCUGGUGCUAGUGGUGGUGGUGGUGGUGGUGGUGGAGUGGGAGUGGGAGUAGGUGGAAUGGCAGGAGGUUCAACGGAAGCAGGAGGACCGUCAGCAGCAGCAGCCACUAUGUCUUCAAAACAUGCACGAAGCAUGGAUGGGAGUGUAUUAAGAGCGUCUAAAAUACCCUUUUGGCCGGCCGAAAACUCGGCUGCUAUUAACCGCUGA